Molecule: messenger RNA, 1315 nt
Organism: Strongylocentrotus purpuratus (purple sea urchin)
Lineage: Eukaryota; Metazoa; Echinodermata; Echinoidea; Camarodonta; Strongylocentrotidae
Product: beta-3 adrenergic receptor-like
Exons: 4
Coding region: 77-1315 (412 amino acids)
Biological process (GO): G protein-coupled receptor signaling pathway
Cellular component (GO): membrane
Molecular function (GO): G protein-coupled receptor activity
Source: RefSeq, a predicted model, not a curated record
ACGUGUAACGGAGGCUGGCGGUGGAGUAAAUUAAAAGCGCAUAUUUUAUCGUUAACACAGCCUGAUCGACUGGGCAAUGACUUCCACGACGACCGCUAUCGCCUUGCCAUGGGUCGUGCUCGUAUCCAUUAUGAGUUUCUUCGCUUUGGUUGGCAACAUCAUCGUCAUUCUCGUUAUCAUCCAGGAUCGUUACCUGAAGGGCCACAACUACACCUUCGCUCUCGUUUGCAACAUGGCCAUAUCAGAUUCCCUGUACGUUGGAUUAGCUGUUCCGCUUAUAAUCGCGAGUGCCUUCACACAGGGCAACUGGGAUUUGGGUAAUGCUGGCUGCAAGCUCAUGAUGUUUCUGCCCAAUUUCUGCAUCGCUUCGUCCAUCUACACCAUGGUUUUCAUUGCCCAUGACCGCCGUGUCACCAUAUUGAUCAACCAGCCGAGGGUCCACCAGAAAAGCAGGAUUUAUCUCGAUCCUCUACUUGUCUGGUUCCUAUCACUGAUCAUGGCUGCUCCUGCUUUCUACGAGUACUCGGUCUAUAAGCGCCCGUUGUUCUCUCUGGGGGAUGGGUUGGGAGGAGGCAGCAGCUCCGAAGAGGUUGAUGAUGACCUUAUAGCGAACACCACAAUAUUCUAUCUGGCUUGUGGCUCACACGACAUAGUUGAGUCAUUCGAGAAAGUAUACGCGAGUAUCCUCUUCGUAGUAGCCUACAUUCUCCCUCUACUGAUCAUCAGCAUAAACUACAUCAUCCUCGGCAGGUUCAUCAUGAAAAGGCGUUUGGUAGUUCCGAUUCGAGAAGUGGGGACCAACGACGAAAAGCCAGGCUAUCAUACUGGUGAUGACAUACCCAUGCAACUGCCCAACGCCAAAGCGGCUUCAACACCAGGACAGAGCAUACCAAUGAGUCCAUUCGAUCUCAAUGGGUUGCAGCAACCGGAGAACUGCUCAAAUGCCACAAUACCGGAUGAACAGCCUGUUCCCAAAGGCCCUGCCGAGGUCGGCAAAAAUCCGGAGACGUUCGUGAAGAAAGUAUCUGCCCGAAUCAUCAAGAUGCUGCUUGUCUUGGUGGUCACGUUUGCCAUCUCUAGGGCUCCUUACUUCAUCAUGUUCGUGCGAGAGGAGAUAACAGGAACGGAUGAUUCAGCGCGUUUCGGUGAAGCCUUUCACGUGGUGAAGCUUCUGGCUUCUGUCUUCAUGUGCCUACUCAAUCCCCUCAUCUAUGCAGUGUUCAAUAGUCGCAUCAGGAAGGGAAUCGGUCGACUCUUGUCCCCGAAUGUUCCAUACUUCAGCAGAAACACUACCACUACCAGCGGUGCCCGUUGA